Messenger RNA from Trichobilharzia regenti, 1830 nucleotides. NCBI's taxonomy places the organism in Eukaryota, Metazoa, Platyhelminthes, Trematoda, Strigeidida, Schistosomatidae. The record is from the annotation of a GenBank genome assembly.
AUGGAUACACACUUUUUUUCUGGACUUACAAAAUUUAAAUUGGAUGCUGGGAAAUUUCGUCGGGAUGAUGAUUUCUCUGAUAGAUUUAGUCAUACAUUUACUUCAUUAUUACUGAUUAUUUUCACAUUAAUCAUAUCGGCUCGACAGUAUAUUGGCAAACCAAUAGCCUGUUGGGUACCGACAGAGUUUACUCGUGCUCAAGAAGAAUACGCUGAGUCAGUAUGUUGGGUAACCAGCACAUACUUCAUACCAACUCAGGAUAUAAACGUACCAGAAAAUAUAUCAGAUCGUGAAAAUAGAAAAAUACACUAUUAUCAAUGGGUUCCAUUCAUUUUAAUGUUACAAGCAUUCCUAUUUAACCUUCCAUGUUUGAUAUGGAGAUUAUUUAAUUGGCAAUCUGGAAUUCAUUUAUCCAGCAUCAUGGAAGUCGCCUGUGAAAUUGAAAUGAUCAAAGAUCCUGAAACCCGCAGAUCUAAUAUAACCUUCGUUGCUAGGCAUAUAGAAGAUGCAUUAACUUCACAACGUGAAUAUCGGUCAGGAUGUGGCGUUCGCUUAAAACAUUGCCUAGCUAGGAAUUGUUGCCUGUGGUUUGGGAAGCGGUAUGGAAAUUAUCUGAUUUGUUUAUAUCUUAUUACGAAAUCCUUUUACAUAUUCAAUGUUGUCGGACAGUUCAUUUUGAUGAACAAAAUUUUAGGCACAAAUUAUACCUUUUAUGGUUUGGAUUUACUGCGUGAUAUAAGUGAAGGUUAUGUUUGGCAAGAAUCUGGCAAUUUUCCACGCAUAACCCUCUGCGAUUUUGAGGUACGUAAAGUUGCCAAUAAGCAUAGACAUACAGUUCAAUGUGUGCUGCCCAUCAACAUGUUCAACGAAAAAAUCUUCAUAUUCCUGUGGUUUUGGUUUAUAUUAGUGGCUGCUAUCAAUACUAGUAGUUUCCUUUAUUGGUCGUACAAAUCUAGUUUUCGAGGAACAAGAAUACAAUUCAUCAGAAAAUUUUUGAAGUUACGUGGUGUACUGGAACCUGGUGAUAAGAAAAAAACAUUAUCAUUUGUUGAUUCAUACUUAAGACAAGAUGGUGUGUUCAUUUUACGGCUAACAGCUCAAAAUGCAGGUGAAUUGGUUGCUUCCGAAAUUGUUGAAAGGCUGUGGAACAUGUAUAGAGCACAUCAGAAUGUUACUACAACUUCUACUUCUCAAGCAGUUUCUCACUCAUUUAUACAACAGACACAACCACCACAACAUCAAAAAGCACACCGUUCCUCACAUCACCAUCAUCACCUACGUUCCAGAGCAGUUUCUAGUAACUUCCAUCGUGCUAGUCGAUCCCUCACACCAGUAAGCCCCUCAGAAUCCUCAGAAACUAGACGAAAACAGCCUCCAGACUAUCCCUCAUAUCACUUAAGACCUCCACCUGCGAGUCCAGAUGGUAUUAAACUUCCACCACCCCUCCCACCACUUUUACGACCAUCUGCUCCGCCACCUCUUCCUCCCCCUCCAGGGACUACAAUUAGCGGUAGUUCAGAUGGGAAAAGUAGCUCCAUAACAAGUCGUAGUCAAGGAUCUUUAGUUUCAGAACACACUGACCAGUUUGUCAGAAUGAGGCCAACGGUAUCUGGUAGCAUAGGAUUUGACAAGCUGAAACCCACUGCAAGCCAUCCUUCAGAUUCCAAGAUGAGUCCAGAUAUACACAAGAAGUCGUUCAUUAUGGAUGGCAGCUCUAUUUUGAGUCAUGCAAAUUCAAGAACAAGCAACACUACUCAACAACAACAAGAAAAUACUGAAAUAUCAAAUAUCAGAAAUCGUACUGAGGAAGAUCCAGGAGAGUUUGUUUAG